UAGACAGGAACUGACACAUUCUUUCCUAUGGUAAAUGGCCUGAGUGAGCCAUCUUCAUUUAUCCAACGUCUUUGGAUAUACACAGACUGGCGGAGUGGAGCGAGAAACGACUGUUGCGCUGUCCCGUGAAGAGAUCCCGCCAUGCGUGAAUACAAGCUAGUGGUGCUAGGCUCGGGAGGCGUGGGCAAGUCCGCUCUGACAGUCCAGUUUGUGCAGGGAAUCUUUGUGGAAAAGUAUGACCCAACAAUAGAAGACUCCUACAGAAAGCAAGUGGAGGUAGAUGGACAGCAGUGCAUGCUUGAAAUCCUUGACACAGCCGGCACAGAGCAGUUCACUGCCAUGAGAGAUCUGUACAUGAAGAACGGUCAGGGCUUUGCCCUGGUAUACUCCAUCACAGCACAGUCCACGUUCAACGACCUGCAGGACCUGAGGGAACAGAUCUUGAGAGUCAAGGACACUGAAGAUGUGCCUAUGAUCCUGGUGGGUAAUAAGUGUGACCUGGAGGAUGAGCGGGUGGUGGGCAAGGAGCAGGGUCAGAACCUGGCCAGACAGUGGAACCACUGUGCCUUUUUAGAGUCCUCCGCAAAGUCAAAGAUCAACGUCCUCGACAUCUUCUACGACUUGGUCAGACAGAUAAAUAGUAAAACGCCUGUGGAAAAGAAGAAAGCGAAAAAGAAAUCAAACUGUGUCCUGCUCUAAAGGUCCCCUCCACCCUGCAGCAGCUCUGAGCCAGUCCCACAGUGAGGGGUCCCAGCCAGUCCAGCAGCCCCCAGGCAGUGUCUGUCCCCUCUGUCCUCGGCCGGCCACGCCGCCAAGAGCACUGGACUGGCACUAACGGGAUUACAGACCCACAGUUCAGACUACAGGAGCUGCCAGGCUGGGGUAGAACAGCAGAGCUGGGAGGGCGGUGUCAGGCCCCGUAGCUCUCAGGCUGGUCUGAAAAAAAUACAUAAAUACAGUUAUCCAUACCUACCGUAGGUGUUUAAAUCUGGUGGAAUUGGAUUGGAGUGAGCAAUAUGGUAAUGUCUCUGAUGGGCUUGGGGAACAUCUGCCAUAUUUCCUGUUCCUCUCUGGUCCCUUCAGUUCUGAAUGCUUAGGGCAGUUGUCUUCAUGUCCCUCUACUCACUAACACCUAGCCCAGCUUCUUUACCAAGCUUGCCUUGCCUCCACGCCUAAUGGACUAUAUAGCCUCGUUAUUGUUAUUUCCUUUUUUUAUUUAGCACUUUUUUCUCACUUUUUAACUCUGCAUUGUUGGGAAAGGGCAGGUAACUAAGCAUUUCACUGUAAAGUCUACACCUGUUGUGUUCGGCGCAUGUAAAACUAGAUUUGAAUGAAAAGCAGAAAUAUGCACUGCACCAACUGGCCAGGAGAGGGCAGCACUUCAAAUCAAAUCACAUUUUAUUGGUCACACAUACUUAGCUGAUUUUAUUGCUGGUGGAGUGAAAUGCUUGUGUUCCUAGCUUCAACAGUACUGUAGUAUCUAACAAUACAUACAAAUAUAAAAGUAUAAGAAUGGAAUUAAGAAGUAUAUAAAUAUUAGGACGAGCAAUGUUGGGAGUGGCAUUGACAAAAAUAUAGUAGAAUAGAAUAAAGUAUAUACAUAUGAAACGAGUAAAGCAGUAUGUAAACAUUUCUUAAAGUGACUAGUGUUCCAUUAUUAAGGUGACCAGUUCCAGUUCAAUUUCCUUGAAUGAAAUUGAAGGUUUUAUGUACUCCAUUAAUCCUCUCUC
Molecule: messenger RNA, 1730 nt
Organism: Oncorhynchus masou masou (cherry salmon)
Lineage: Eukaryota; Metazoa; Chordata; Actinopteri; Salmoniformes; Salmonidae
Product: ras-related protein Rap-1A-like
Exons: 8
Coding region: 142-699 (185 amino acids)
Biological process (GO): Rap protein signal transduction; cellular response to cAMP; negative regulation of synaptic vesicle exocytosis
Cellular component (GO): plasma membrane
Molecular function (GO): GTPase activity; GDP binding; GTP binding
Source: RefSeq, a predicted model, not a curated record